CUCCUUUUCUUCCCUUGUGAGUUUCUUUUCUUUGGGAAAAUUUUUCAUCAAAGGAUCCUAAUCUAGUAAUUGAUUGAAGUUUUGCAGAAAAAGAAGCCUAGGAGUAAAGAUCUUGGUGAGAGAAUAAGAAGAUUUGAAGAAUCCCCCUCAUACAAGGUAAGAAAAGUUUAAAGGAAGUAGAAGAACAUAAUUUUUAAGUUGGAUAUGAACUUAGCUCAUGAGAUUAAUGACAUGCAUUGGCAAAAUUAUGUAGGAACUUGGAGUUUAAGGUCUUUGAAGGUGAAAGGAGCUUAGAAAAACAAAUUGAGUGGUAGAUCAAGGAGAUUAAGAUGAGUUCCAGGAAUCAGAGAGGCCAAGGAUCUCGUGGACCCGUUAUGCAGGAACCAGAUACCUAUAGGCCGAGAAACGCUACCUGGGAGGAUGCAAUGUAUAAUGCUAAUCGCGUACUUGGGAGGAAUGCUGAUUGGAAUGCGGUCUAUGGAAGAGGGGAUCACAACCAGUAUUCAAGGUCGGAAAUCCAAGCUUACACCCUGAUUAAGACCUUGCCCGAGUGUGAACCAUGGGAAUCGUUUAGGAGGGCAUAUUGGAGGCUUUUAUACUUGUAUGUAGCAAAUGUGGGGAUAUUGGGAGGAGGAAUAGGUCCCGAAGGGGUACUAAAAGAGGCCAUUAGAUGGAAGGUGUCAGUGGACGAGGUGUUGAGAGAUAUGAGGAAGGUAGAUACCCGGAAUAGGGAAAGGGGAAUGAUUGAAGAUGCUGGGGAGUUCUGGCGGAAAUUCUAUGAGCGGUUGGGAACCCGCGAAGAGGCAAAAGAGACAAGAGUUGUUAGGGAUGAUAAUAGGAGGCAAGCUACCGCAGGUACUUCUAGGAGGACCCCACCUAGUGUGAGUGUAUCCCUUAAUGGUAGUAGUGCAGGGUCGGUUAGCAACGCUAUAUUUGGGAUCCCGACUAUGUACCUGAGGACCCUAGCAUCAGUACCACUGAUAGUGGCUAUUAUUAUGACCCUCUAGACUUGGAUUAGUAGGAGAACGGAAUUAUGGAAUUAAAAGAAGAAAGGAAGCUUCGUGAAAUGGCUAAGGGGAAGAAGAUUAUUAUUAGUCUGCUUUACUUUCUUUGAUUCAGACA
Beta vulgaris subsp. vulgaris (sugar beet) is the source of this 1122-nucleotide messenger RNA. RefSeq lists its product as uncharacterized. Bases 330 to 1007 code for a protein of 225 amino acids. The transcript has 2 exons. The record is from RefSeq and is a predicted model, not a curated record. Lineage: Eukaryota; Viridiplantae; Streptophyta; Magnoliopsida; Caryophyllales; Amaranthaceae.